This is a messenger RNA of Peronospora matthiolae, 468 nucleotides long. The record is from the annotation of a GenBank genome assembly. NCBI's taxonomy places the organism in Eukaryota, Oomycota, Peronosporomycetes, Peronosporales, Peronosporaceae.
AUGCUGGCUAUGCCCGGGGAUCUAUCCGAUCGGAUGAAUCGAACAGAGGUCGCCCGGACGGAACAAGCCAGCAAGGACCAAAAGGGGUCACCGGUGUCAAUUUUCGGCUCGGCGUUGAAAAUGGGAUCGGGGAUGAGCCUUCAGGCUCUGAAACAUACCCCUCCUCCCAAGAAGUCCCCAAACGUGUCACCAGCGACGUACUUCAUGGCAAGGCGUCAAGCGAAUGUUGGUCGACGACCGGCAGACCAUGUUGCAUUAGAUCUCAACAUGGGGCCGUGUCCUGAACCCGUACACCACAGACAGGAAGCGCAUGCGGGGUACAUUCCCGGGUGGAGGUAUUCCAAACAGGAUGUACGGCCAUCCUGGAUUACAAGUAGCGGGCAUGCCGGACGCGCAACAUCGAAAGUUGGCGCUGCAACCCCUUUGACGGCAAGGGACUCUACCACGGACUUGGUAGUGGGUUCCUAG